Molecule: messenger RNA, 4174 nt
Organism: Rotaria sp. Silwood1
Lineage: Eukaryota; Metazoa; Rotifera; Eurotatoria; Philodinida; Philodinidae
Source: the annotation of a GenBank genome assembly
ACCUUCAUCAUCAACAACAACUCCAUCUUCAUCAUCAUCAUCAAUAAUUUCAUUACCAUCAUCACCUAUCUUAACAGCAGAAACAGAAAAUGCUCUUACCGAAAAUAUUAAUAAAAAUUCAAGUAAUAAGCCAAUACGUCUUUUAUCUAAUGAUUGCACUUUAUUAACAGGCUGGAUGAUGGAUGAAUCUACAUUAAGAUCUACUGAUAAAAUAUGUAUAGUUUACGUGCGGUAUAUUGAAGAUAAUGAACCUAAAACAUCAUAUUAUGGUUUAUUAGAUUUAUAUGGUGAUGAUACUGCUAAGAACAUUGUUAAAAGUCUUAAUUGUCUGUGGACAAAAGAUGAUUUAAAGCCAACAAAUUCAUGCUGGUUGUCAACUGAUAAUGCGUCAACAUUUACUGGUGCAAAUGAAGGUGUUAUAGCUAAACUACGUAAUCAAUUAUCUAUUGAUUAUUUAGAAUUAAAUACAUGUGUAGCUCAUUCGUUUGCUUUGGUUGGAUCUCAAGCAUCAUAUAAUUCAAAAACACGAAAUAAUAAAAUAUCUGUUCUUUCUGAAUCUAUCAUGAAAGUUGAGUCUCGAAUAAGUAAAAUCUACAACUAUUUUAACAAGAGUUGCCCUCGACAAUUUAAGCUUAAAAAUUGGCAAAAUUUCAUGGAAAUGCCUGAGCUCAAAUUUAAGAGAAUUUUCGAUAUUCGAUGGCCAUCAAUUCGUGAUUGUAUUAGACCAAUAAUUGUUAAUGUACAACCAGGAUCUCAAGCACUCUUUGCGUGUUUACAAGAAGCAAUAGAUGAUUAUAAUUCAACAAAUGUUGAACGUGAAUGUGCAAAAGAUCUGCUGAACGAAAUACUAAAUGAUGAAUUUCUCUUUUUGCUUCACAUGCAUCAUGAUCUUCAUGAAUCUGUGCUUGGACCAAUUACAAAACCGAUGCAAAAUGAUCAUUUAUCUUACUUUAAUUUAAUGGAAACAAUAAAAGAAAAAACAAGUAUUUUGAAUGGUUGGACAUUUGAAUCACCAACAGCAACAGAUCCAGCAUUAGCCGAUUAUCUUGAAUUAACAAAAACGAAUUCAUUUGGUGCAUUUAAAAUUUUUAGCGCGGUCAAUAAAGUUCAAACAAUCGGUCGUUCACGUUUAAUGGUUUCUACAUUGGAUGCAAUCAUGAACAUUAGAUUAUUAUUAACAGAAGAUUUACGCAGUGCACGUUUACAAAAAGUCGUCGUACGAUCAUUCGAGUCAUGGAAUGAUCAAGAAUAUCAUCGACGUUUAAAUCAAAUGCAACUCUUAAUUGAUUUACCACCGGAUUAUGAAACAAUAAAGCAAACACAAUCAGUGAUCAAGCGAAAUUUAUCUGUAAAUAAUCUUGCGAUGAAUAGUGCUAAUAACUGUCGUACUGAAGUAGAAGCUGAUGAUCCAUUCCAAUCUAAUGCUAUUCAAUGUUGUCAUCAGUCAGAACAAUUUAGCUGGAUCGAGCAUCAUGAUAUUGCUCAAGAUGGUUAUGCAAUGUAUGUAGAAUUAAUAAAAGAAAGUAAAUUUACUUCAUCGAAAACUGUCAAUACAAUAUUAUCUCAAAUAAGAUCUUGCUCAAAGUGGAUUCGUGCAGGUGAGACAAUUGUAGGAAAUAAAUUAAAUACAUAUCUCAAUGAUCUGGAAAGAAUUGCAAUUAUUGGAAUUGAUACGUUGUAUGUUGUUGAUCGUUACAAUGACAAAACUCGAUUACAAAUAUUUCCAAAUGGAUCUCUUGUUGGUCAUACAUUGUGGAAUGAAUUCGAUUCUAUUAUUCUAAUCGAUGAAAAUGCAACUAUUUACACAGCUUCUUACAAUGGAAAUAUUCAACGUUGGUUUAAAGAUGCAAGACAAGGAGACAAAAUAAAUUGUCAAUGUAAUCAAUGUUCUCGUGUAUGGUUCGAUUCAGAAAAUCAAGAUUUUUAUAUUGUCGAACGUUUUCAUUCUCGUGUCAUUAAAUGUAAUAUCCACACGAAUAGAACGAUAAUUGUAGCUGGAAUAACAAAUAUAGAUGGAUCUUCGAAUCAAACACUUUCUUAUCCGUAUAGUUUAUAUGUCAAUAAUGCGAAGGAUAUAUACAUUAGUGAUGUGAACAACCAUCGAAUACAGAAAUGGACACAAAAUGCAACACAUGGCAUUACGAUUGCUGGACAGACAAGAAAAAAAGAUCAAUCGAAUGGUUCUCUUUAUCGACCAUAUGACAUUAUAGGUGAUAACAAUGGUUUUAUUUACAUUGCUGAUAUGAACAAUCAUAGAAUUAUUCGAUGGAAAGAAGGAGAAACACAAGGAGAAAUUCUUUGUGGUAUCUCAGGUGAAUCUGGCAAUUCUACAUAUCAUCUAGACCGGCCAAAAUCACUGGCAUUCGAUGUUGAAGGAAAUCUGUACGUUGCCGAUGUUGGAAAUUCACGAGUACAAAAAUUUACUAUUAACAAUACUGGUUGUCUUUUAUCAGAAACCGAAAUGUUGAAAGAUCGAUGGUCAUUUAUUCGUCAACAACUACAUGCAUCCAAAGUUCAACUUCAAAACAGUGUUCCUCUUGGUCUUGGCUAUAAUCCAUUAAAAGGCUCUCCUAUUUGUUACACCGAUUUUUGUCAAAGAGAAGGUUUUGCUCUACCUAUUUUCAAGCUUAAGUAUUUUAUUCCAUCUAAAGGAACUUGUACCAACCAUUCUACAUCAGAAAAUGUGAAAAUUGAUUGUAUAACCUCGCAGAAUGUCAAUAUCGAAACACAAAUUAUUAAUACAUUACGUGAUCUAAAAGAACACAUGUUGAAAACUGUUGAUUUUUCAACUGAUUUUAAGCGAAAUUCAAGAUAUGUUAAUGUUUCUUUCUCUUAUGCUUACUCAAGAGAAAUACGCUCAAUCAUUGAUAUGAUCAUGAAAGAUAAUGCAACCAUACUUGUUACUUCGUUCAAUAUAACAUCGAUUCGUCUUUCGAUCAAUGAAUCAAAAUUUGAGAUCUCGAAUGAAUUUCGUUUCGUCAUUGAGAAUAUGCCAUGCUGUGACUUUAAUGAAACCGUAGAAAAGUACAUUCAUGAAUUUAUAAUUGGCUAUUUUGGUUAUACAUAUAUUAAAGAAGUUCAACUUGGUGGUAUUAUACAACAAACGAUUGUUAUUACACAAAGCAAUCAUACUAAUGUAGAGCAAAAUAGAUUUAAUACAUCGUACCAAGUAUGGAUGAGAGAUGUUGCCAAAGAACUCUUUUCAGUUCAAAUGAAAUUAAAUCGAACGCAAACAUACGAUAAAAUGUUAAUGAAUAUUUCUAAUAAGUAUUUCACUAAAAGUAAUGUUAUGAUAUAUGCUGGUAAUAUUUCAAUAAAAUCGUUUGAUGAUUGGUAUAAGUCAGUAUCAGAUAACCCAGUCCUUCUGAAAUUUAGUUUUUCUACUAUUUUUGAUUUGUUAACGAAUGGCCAUUUUCCUGCUGAUUCAUAUAUUUUUCAAAAAGCUGCACUGAUCAAAUUAGCCAUUGAUCGAUAUUUAUCAAAUCCAGUAUAUUGCUAUAAUCAAUGUACGGAUACUAUACAUGGAACAUGUAUCGAGAGUGGCUAUUUCCAAUUUGGCAUCUGCCAAUGCAAGUCGGAGUGGACAGGAUUCGACUGUGCUACUCCUCUUCAACAUUAUAUCGAUACACUUCACAAUAGGGUAUCACCAAUUUGGAAAACGAAAGCAGGAAGAAAUAGUUAUCCAGCGUCAAUAGGUUAUGGAAAAGGGAAAAUGGCACCAAAAGAAACAGUUUCGCAUAUUUUUGAUCACAAUAUUCAUACUAAAUAUAGAAGUUUUGGAUCAGGAUCAACUAAUACCAUGAGUCAAAAAACUGGUCUAAAUACAGGCUUUUAUCUUACACUCAAUGCUGGCAUUUGUAUUGUGAAUGGAUUCCAGUUUACAACUGCAACUAGUCAUCCAAAACGAGAUCCAAUAAUGGUUACACUUGAAGGAAGUAAUGCUGACAAGUCUUUGUUAACACUUGGUAGCAGUUGGUCAUUGAUGUACAAUGGAUCGAGUGGACUUGAAAGCGAUCCAGGUCGAGGUAAAACAGGUGUUCUUCAAAUGUUCAACAAUAGUCAACCUUACCGAAGCUAUCGUCUGUUGGUAGUAUUGAAACGAGGAGUUGAAAGCGGAGUACACUAUUCGGAAUUAGCAUUCUAUGGUCAUUCAUGUUUGCCAGGUCAACACUAG